CAGGCUAAUUGGCUUAAGACGUUCUGCAAGCGCUUGGAAAAGGUCGUUGAAGGAGUUCGCUGCACACACACCAAAUAAUAAUCUUAAAAAAGAGUGCCGGGCAUGCGCACACGGAGGAUGCCAUAUUGGAAGGAGGCUGUAGUGGGAGUCGGAGGACCAGAGCGGGCGCGCGAGGGAGGCGGCGGGCGGGGAGUGAGCGAGGCAGAGCGAGCGAGCGGGCGGGCGAGGCCGGCGUCCCCACCCCCCCCAACCCCCGGCGGCGCCCGGGGCCUCGGUCCACCCGCGGGGAGGACGAACUUCACCAGGUAACUGCUCCUGCAGGAUGAAUUAAGAGAACAGGAUCCGCAGGCAUCGAGAAUGGAGACCAGUGUGUCGGUGUCCAGCACGCAAGACCCUUCAUCCUCACCUCUGGAAAAGCAUCCCAGCUCAGCUGAUCGUAACGGAGAUCUUGAUUCAGAAGGCGGCUCAGGCUUGGAGGAAGCCGGCUUUAACUGGGGAGAGUAUCUGGAAGAGACGGGAGCCAGCGCGGCCCCUCACACAUCCUUCAAACAUGUUGAGAUCAGCAUCCAGAGCAACUUCCAGCCGGGCAUGAAACUAGAAGUCGCCAACAAGAAGAACCCGGACACGUACUGGGUGGCCACGGUCAUCACCACGUGCGGGCAGCUGCUGCUCCUGCGCUACUGCGGAUACGGGGAGGACCGCCGCGCCGACUUCUGGUGUGACGUGGUGAUCGCGGACCUGCACCCGGUGGGGUGGUGCACGCAGAACAACAAGACGCUCAUGCCCCCGGACGCAAUCAAAGAGAAGUACACAGACUGGACGGAAUUUCUCAUCCGUGAUUUGACUGGUUCCCGGACGGCCCCCGCCAGCCUCCUGGAAGGUCCUCUGCGAGGGAAAGGCCCUCUAGACCUCAUUACAGUUGGUUCCUUACUAGAGCUCCAGGACUCUCAAAACCCUUUUCAGUACUGGAUAGUUAGUGUGAUUGACAAUGUUGGAGGAAGAUUACGCCUUCGCUAUGUGGGAUUGGAGGACACUGAAUCCUAUGACCAGUGGUUGUUUUACUUGGAUUACAGACUUCGACCCGUUGGUUGGUGUCAAGAGAAUAAAUACAGAAUGGACCCACCUUCAGAAAUCUGUCCUCUGAAGACGGACUCAGAAUGGAGAUGUUCUCUGGAGAAAUCUCUUAUUGAUGCCGCUAAGUGUCCUCUUCCAAUGGAAGUCUUUAAGGACCACGCAGAUUUGCGCAGCCAUUUCUUCACCGUUGGGAUGAAGCUCGAAGCGGUGAAUAUGAGUGAGCCCUCUCACGUCUGUCCUGCAUCAGUGACCAAGGUUUUUAACAGUCAUUUCUUUCAAGUGACUAUCGAUGACCUAAGGCCAGAACCUAGUAAACUCUCAAUGCUGUGCCAUGCGGAUUCUUUGGGGAUCUUACCCGUCCAGUGGUGCCUUAAAAACGGAGUCAGUCUCACACCUCCCAAAGGUUACUCUGGCCAGGACUUCGACUGGGCGGAUUAUCACAAGCAGCACGGGACAGAAGAAGCGCCCCCCUUCUGCUUCAGGAAUACGUCUUUCAGUCGGGGUUUCACAAAGAACAUGAAACUGGAGGCCGUGAACCCCAGGAACCCGGGAGAAGUCUGUGUGGCCUCCGUGGUGGGUGUGAAGGGCCGGCUGAUGUGGCUCCACCUGGAAGGUCUGCAGAGUCCCGCUCCGGAGUUCAUCGUGGACGUGGAAUCCAUGGACAUCUUCCCCGUGGGCUGGUGCGAGGCCAACUCCUACCCUCUGACCACCCCGCACAAGACCGUCUCACAAAAGAAGAGGAAGAUCGCCGUUGUGCAACCGGAGAAACAACCGCCGCUCGCCGUGCCUGCUGAGAGGACGUCUCACGGCCUCUGUUUCUUCCCUCACCUGGAUGCCGCAGGUCCCGCCAGCGCAGCUGCCCCCAACGGGAAGUACUGCUGCCCGCAGCUCUUCAUCAACCACCGCUGCUUCUCGGGCCCCUACCUCAACAAGGGCAGGAUCGCCGAGCUGCCGCAGUCGGUGGGGCCGGGCAAAUGCGUCCUGGUCCUCAAGGAGGUUCUCAGCCUGAUCAUCAACGCGGCUUACAAGCCCGGGCGGGUGUUGCGGGAACUGCAGCUCGUGGAAGAUCCGCGCUGGAAUUUCCAGGAGGAGACGCUCAAGGCGAAGUACAGAGGCAAAACGUACAGGGCCGUGGCCAAGAUCGUCCGAACGUCGGACCAAGUCGCCGAUUUCUGCCGCCGCGUCUGUGCCAAGCUCGAAUGCUGCCCCAAUUUGUUCAGUCCUGUGCUGAUUUCUGAAAACUGCCCAGAGAACUGCUCCAUUCACACCAAAACGAAAUACACUUAUUAUUACGGCAAGAGAAAGAAGAUCGUUAAGCCCCCAAUCGGGGAAAGCACUGUUGAAAGCGGACACCCCAAGCCCGCCAGACGCAGGAAACGGCGAAAAUCCAUUUUUGUGCAGAAGAAACGGAGGUCGUCGACCGUGGACUUCGUGGCGGGCUCCGGGGAGGAAAGCGAAGAGGAGGACGCAGACGCCAUGGACGAUGACACCGGGAGUGAGGAGACGGGCUCGGAGCUCCGGGACGACCAGACGGACACGUCCUCGGCCGAGGUGCCCCCCGCCCGGCCCCGCAGGGCUGUCACCCUGAGAAGCGGCUCCGAGCCCGAGCGCCACGUGCCCGUGGAGAGGACGCGGAGGGGCCGGAGGGCGCAGGCCGCGUCCGGCACCGAGGGGGCCCCCGGGGGCCCGGCAGCCAGCCAGGAGGCUGCGGAGGAGAUGAAGCAAGAGGAGGAGGAGAGGCUGGUCCUGGAGAGCAACCCGUUGGAGUGGACGGUGACAGACGUGGUGAGGUUCAUCAAGCUGACGGACUGCGCGCCCUUGGCCAAAAUAUUUCAGGAGCAGGACAUCGACGGGCAGGCGCUCCUCUUGCUGACCCUCCCCACGGUGCAGGAGUGCAUGGAGCUGAAGCUGGGCCCCGCCGUCAAGCUGUGCCACCAGAUCGAGAGGGUCAGAGUGGCCUUCUACGCCCAGUACGCCAACUGACGCCCCGCUGCUGCUCGGGGACGCCGUGUCUCAGGAGGUCUCCAGGACUGAAACGGCCCUUUCCCCGGGCAUGAGGGGGCUGCCUCAGACGCGUCCCCACAAGGCGAGACGCGCGAGCCACCCCCCGCCCCCGCCGCCCCGUCCCCCAGCCGGCUCCAAGUUUCCAAAGCCCCCAGCCCCCCACAAUGGCCCCUGGAGGCUGUGAACAAAGCUCGUACCCUGAGGGUCGCCCACCACCAAGCGGGCAGCUGCCUGGAACGCGCCUUCCUGAACCAAGACCCGGUUUCUUUGAAAACUGAGAUGCAGGUGAUGUCUUUUCGGUUGUGACCCAGGAGGCAGCCUCGCGGAUGGUUUUGCUAGAAUUGUUCACAGAUGCUUCUUUCAGGUGUGGCUGUCACCGCAGUUUGAUCUGGUGGCAGCUCGUUGCUCCCACAGCCCAAGGUGUUGUUGCAGGAUGGCAGUUGGCACAGGAAGGCCACUGCCUGUCUGGGCGUGGAGGGAGGCAGUGUCACUCCGGGGUCAGCUCCCUGGGUGGUGGCGUCCAGAACGUCUGCCCAGAGGUGUCCUUUAUGGAACCUCCGAGAUCUCAAGCUCUGAUUUAACUGCAACCAGUUUUGGGGGGGUGGGUCUCCUUUAGUCUCUUGGGCCUGUUGAGUUGUAAAUUGAAGGCGGAGCUUCAUUCCAGAGGAACGAGUGGGAAGGGACCUGAGGGAAGCUGUUUACACCAGCCCAUCCCCUUCGAGGGGUCCCUGCAGGGGACAGAUGUCCCCUUGUCCCCAUCUGGCUCGUGCUGUCAGGGAUGAGUUGGAGCGGCCAAAGUGGGAAAGCUGAGGACGGCGGCCGUGUGAUUCCUGCGGCUCACUCUGGCUUCGAGGUUGAGUGGGACGUUUCUCAGGCAGUUUUCAUCAAGUCCCUUCAGCCGCUUGCAGAGACACCGAUGGCUCUGGGAACCGGCGGGCCUUUGUGUCUGAGGACACGUCUGGGGACACCCAGCAGGGAUCCAGGAUGUUCUUUCAAACCCAAGCAGCCAACUGCAUUCUAUGGGCUAGUUGCCCAGAUGUUUUUUAAACUUACCCGAGGAAGCGCAGCCUCCACGCUGUCCAGCUUGGGCGGGAAAAGUAGGGCCACACAUCCCUCCCUGCUUUUUGACCGUGAUUACUUUGCCCUUUUCUCUUUGAUGAGAAUCUCAGCAUCCCCGUUAAUACAAUCCUGGCCGGCUAAUGAGCGGCUCACGCUCCUGCGACAUCAGAGCCUGGUUGUGUCCCAUCUCGAGAAGCUCGGUCGCUCGCGCUGAGCUUUGUCGAUGCUCUGUGGCUGUGAGAGAUGAGACGGGAGGGACACACGCUUGUGUGAGGCCGGGGUCUCCCCGUGGCCGACCCGACAGGUUUAAACGCUGGGCACAUGGCCCUGCCUGGGCACCUGGCCCUGCCUGGGCACCUCUGCGGGGCACCAGCGUCCUGUCCUGGGCCGACAGGAAGGCCCGUGGGGAUUCAGGCCUGGCCUGUGGUCUGAUUUCUCUUCCAAGCCCAAGUUCCCCCCACCCCCGGGGUCCCCCACCCCUGCCUUCUCAGCCACAUGCUUUUGGCCUUAAACACCCAGUCCCAUGGCGCUCAGCUCUGCCAAGCAGUUGGAAAGGUUGUCCUCUUCACGGUCUGGCAUCGUCCCGCCGCCGAUUCCUUCGUGAUCCCUCACUGUGGCCUUUUCAGGCUGAGCUGUCCCCGUGGCACCUGGGACGUCGGGACGGGGAUGAAGGGCUGUGGGGGCUGCAGCCCGAUGUCCAUUCAGAAUGAGGGUCACCUCCUCGUGCCCUUUGCGGUGGUGGCCCGAGAAGGAGGAGGUGCCUCACAGAAGUGAGGGGAUCUUGGAGGGCUGGAGGCUGCCUCCUCCCAGGGCACCAGGUGCCCGGGACUUGCCGUACCCUCAGCCCCUUUGGGGGACCAGCCCCGUCCCCUCCUCACGCUCAGCACAUGCCUGGUGGGGAGCCAGCUGCAGCCGAGGCAGAAGAGAGAGGCCCGGCUCUGGCCGAGGUCCUAAGGGUGCGUCUGGGAGCCAGGAGGCGUUUUAGGGCCAAGAAGAUGCUUUUGCUCCGAGUGUCGCCAGCGUCCUCCCACUCAGGUUCUUUGGACGUUUCCGUGGUGGAGGCCACGUGUCUCCAGGUGAGCGGGAAUUCGGUGACACGAGUGUCGGGUGGCGUUCAUUUCUCGGGAGGGUUCACCCCUCACCAGCUUAUGUUUUAGAAAAGGGCCAGUUCUCAAGGGGCGUCCUCCUGCCGUUGCUGCUCUGUCUGUCUCUUCCGCGCGGCACGGCCCCCGAGCCGCAUGGUUCUUGGUGGAAACCCUCCAGCCAGCGAUGCCUCCGUUUGUCCCCAGAUGCUCCCAUCUCCGCCUGUCUCUCUGACAACCCUUGGGGACCAGGGUCCUCUUCCCUGUACACCUACCUGGGCCCCGCAAACACCGUGCGCUCCUUACCUCCUGCAACUGGCCGGGACGCGCGUCUCCCCCUCGCGGCCACGAGGACGGACGGACGGAUGGACGGACGCUGCCGUCUGCACACUGUGUCGCUGGAAAAGCAGACAGUCCGUCACUCCAUCCCGCCAGAAAACGAAUGGAGCUUAUGUUAGUGUGACCUCUGACCUCUUGACUGCCUUUGUCCCAUGUGAAGAAACUAUCCCAGCCACAAAAAUACAAACCUAAAAAGAGCAGGGCGAUGACCGCCAUCACAGAAGGACUUCUUUGCUUCAACAAAAAUGACAAGAGCGAAAAGCCAAGCUCCUUCACUGCGGAGUUGCGUAGCGUGGCGAACUCUGCGUCUCACCAUCGCAUUUCAGAUGAGGUUCGUGUGAUCAAAGUCUGACCCCCUUGAAGUGUUGGAGCCGAACGGCUCUUAGGUUUGCUUUGCCUUAUUUGAUCAUAUUUGAAAGCUGAUUUCCUGGGUUUGCUUUGGUUUGUUCCUCGAUAAAUUAAAGUGACUCUGACCUUUAACGCUGCGCCCCCCCCCCUGCCCCCGCCACCCGCCCCUCUCUCCCGUCCCUUGACGGUUGCUUUUGAUCAGCCUUUGAAGACGGGUCUCCGUUUCCUUUAUUUGUGUCAUAGAAUUUGGAGUGUUGGUAUCAGGCGAGUUCUGAGAUCUUCCUUUUAUCUUAAACCAAGUGUCCCUUUCUGAGGGCUGUUCUCCCUUUGGGGACUGUAGGGGGUCUCAUACUGUUUUGAUAGGACGCCUGUUUAGAUUUCUUUCUGUAGAUAGAACUAUAAAAGCAGUAGUGUUAACGUCUUCGUGGUUUGAGCAUCAUUGUUGCUUUUGGUUCGGAUGGUGAAUCUAGCCCGCAAGUCCUACCCUCCUCCUGUCCUUAGGAAGCUGUGACGCCGUGUGCAAUUAUUUGAAUGAAGGGGAAAUAGUAAAUUAAAAUGUCUGUAGUGUGAAGGAAAAGAAAACUGUUGGGCAGACAGACGUGCUGCCCGCGUCUCCGGAGCAGUAGCUAGCAGGGGAAGGGAAGGCUCGCCGGGCAGUGAUGACGGUGCACUGACUCUCUCUGCUGCUGAAGAGGUUUCUGGAGCUUGCUUUCCACUCGGUUGAAUUUUUAAGUUGGUUGGCUCGGUAGCUUUUAUCACCAGAGCUCAUUUACGUGUGUCCUGAACACAGCGGGAUCACAUCCCGUUGGGCUGUUUAUCGGAGCCACUCAAAUCACCUAAAAAUUCCAAGCCCUGACCCGUGGUGCCGCUUUGGGCGUCUCUGGUUUAGAUGCGCGAUGAUAACGCAGUCUCCUGAGCUGCACCUUCUCCAUCCACUCGGUUUUGCGGUGAAGGGCUAGGAUUUGGUGCCGGUGGGCAUUCCCGCAGGUGGAGCCUGCAGCACCAGGCAGAGCAGGGCUUCGGGUGGACCAAAGAGAUGCGUCAGAGGGGCGUGCAGGCAUUCGCUGAAAACCCCCUGAGGGUGGGAAGUUGGAGACAGAAGGUUUUCAGUGACAGAAAACAUAACCCUUUCAUUAGUUGUUGCGAAUGGGAGCUAGCAUGAGAUCGAGAAGCGUGAACUACCCCUCGUCGUCGUGAGAGUCCAAAGCCCCUUCACCGUUUUGCAUAUUCCGGUUUGAAUAGUUUGUAUUGGAAUUUGAUGCAGCGCUUGUGUAUGUUUUGGUGCAUCCAAGGGAAAAAUUGGUGUUUUUACUUUCGGGACUUGCAGGACCCAAGGGCAUGUCAUUGGUUUGCUGUCAGAUUGUAUUCUGUAUAUAUGUUUUCAUGUAAAUAAACGAAAAUCUAUAUCAGAGUUAUAUUUUAAUUUUUAUUCUAAAUGAUAAAAACCCUUUUUACUUGAAAAAAGUUGUAAGCCACGUUGUUAAUAAAGUAACAAUAAAUUCUA
This is a messenger RNA of Phacochoerus africanus (Common warthog), 7410 nucleotides long. RefSeq names its product Scm like with four mbt domains 2 (gene SFMBT2). The transcript is spliced from 21 exons. Bases 358 to 3057 code for a protein of 899 amino acids. Gene Ontology annotation, molecular function: histone binding; transcription corepressor activity; sequence-specific DNA binding. Gene Ontology annotation, biological process: regulation of DNA-templated transcription. NCBI's taxonomy places the organism in Eukaryota, Metazoa, Chordata, Mammalia, Artiodactyla, Suidae. The record is from RefSeq and is a predicted model, not a curated record. Gene Ontology annotation, cellular component: nucleus.